Messenger RNA from Epithele typhae, 1524 nucleotides. RefSeq names its product SPX domain-containing protein. The transcript has 6 exons. NCBI's taxonomy places the organism in Eukaryota, Fungi, Basidiomycota, Agaricomycetes, Polyporales, Epitheliaceae. Bases 1 to 1524 code for a protein of 507 amino acids. The record is from RefSeq and is a predicted model, not a curated record.
AUGCACUUUGCGAAGACAUACUCCCAGCUCCUGCUCUCCCUCCCCCCAGAGCUUGCUCAGUCUGCCGUUCAGUAUCGCCAGCUCAAAAAACUCAUCAACCAGGUCGUCGCCGAGCUUUCCUCGCUAGGCCUCCCUCCGGAUGUCCUCCAUAACGUUGUUCAUACCCCUCCGGAGCCGCUAGACAAGGGAAAACAAAGGGCCAAGGCUCCUCCAUCGUCACUUUCUUCUCCGUUGCAGCUGUCAGGCCCCAGGCUCGUAUACGAGUUCGCCAAUGACUCCGACCGUCCAGAGCCCCGGCUGCGUUUGUAUCUCGACCCCAGCGGGAGUGAUCCCCAGUACGGCUCUACCACCCCUUCGUUCGCAUUGACGAUCCCGCCAUCCGCUGUGCCAGGUCUCCUUCGCCUGUCGCGUUCGGAUACUGCACCGUUUGAGGACUCUUUACCCCGUCCUGCCUCUCCCCGGCCUCUCUCGAACCAUACUAUUCGUGCAUUCAGCCCCCAAGAGCUCAUCAUCCCCCUCCCUUCCGAUGCAACCUUCUUCCGCACACUGUCAGAGACACUCGAAGCGCUCUCCACCCAUCUCUCUACGAAACGGACCGAGUUCGAGACGUCUGUCCAGACGCUUUGUCGCGACAUCUCGAGUGCUGCUCGGCCCUCCUCCUCAUCCCCCCUUUUCCACGCAUACUCCCCAAUCACGUCCGACGCCGCAACCAUCUCCGUGUCCUCCCGCCCGUUCGCAUUUUCCUCCAAGUCCGACCUGGAGACAUGGCGGGAGGUCUUCCAGAUGUACAUGGACGCGGACAUCUUCCGGGGACACCAAGAACGUUUUCGCGGCGAGCGGACGGUUGAAGAUGCCGAGGCUCGUCUGAACGCCUUCUACGGACGGUUGAAGGCACGCUCGGAGUCCGGAGAACUCAAGUUCAAGCUCAAGCAGAGCCGAGUUGCGCUCAAGACGUUCGUGGAGCUCAAUACUUUCAUUAUGGAUUUGCGGAAGUUGCAGCACGGCACAUCGGAAGCCACUCGCAAGAUCCUCAAGAAGCACGCGAAGAGAACGGCGUUGCCGAUCGCUCCCGACCUUGCCUCGCCGUUCGUCGUUCGUCAUGACCAGGGCAUCGUUGCACCGUACAGAGAGCAUCUCUCACAAGAAGAGUCGCUGUCACUGUCGCUGGUUCUUAUACAGGCCAUCACCGAGAUUUUACUCCCCAUCAUACCGCAUAUUGAUGACUACGCCUGUGUCAUCUGCACGAGUCUCGCGUUCAAGCCCAUACGACUACACUGCGGUCACUUGUUCUGUGUACGAUGUCUAGUCAAGCUACAAAAGCGUGGGGAACAGCACUGCCCGAUGUGCCGUGCAUCUACUGUGCUUUCUGCCAACCGAUCAAAUGUGGAUUGGGCAUUACUCAAUUUCAUGAAAGACUGGUUUCCUAGUGAGGCUCGAAAGAAGCUUCAUCAAAAUGAGAGAGAAGCUGCCAAGGAGCAAAUGGAGGAGCUAGGAUUAGAGUCUGGAGGCUGCUUAGUUAUGUAA